Messenger RNA from Rhizoctonia solani, 1515 nucleotides. RefSeq names its product alpha/beta hydrolase family protein. Gene Ontology annotation, biological process: L-homoserine metabolic process. Lineage: Eukaryota; Fungi; Basidiomycota; Agaricomycetes; Cantharellales; Ceratobasidiaceae. The transcript has 6 exons. The record is from RefSeq and is a predicted model, not a curated record. Gene Ontology annotation, molecular function: homoserine O-acetyltransferase activity. The coding region runs from base 1 to 1515 and encodes 504 amino acids.
AUGCGUCGAAUGACGAGUAUAUACGAGCGGACAAGCCAGUCGCGAGAGGACAACCAGAAGCGCAGACACCGAUUAGCCGCCGAGAACAUGUCAUCAAAUUGGGCUGGUUUGGCUCUGGGACCCUGGAUAUUCGAUCAGUUUUUGCGAAACAUCAACCACCCCCUACGACUCGGUCGAGUGUUAAAAAUGGACAAGAGCAUUGGCACCGCGUACACGCAUCUGGUAGACAACCAGAGCUAUGAAAUCAUCCCCUCUUUUGAGCUAGAGUGCGGCCGCGUCUUACGAGACGUGCCAGUAGCAUAUAAAACUUUUGGAAAACUCAAUCCGGAAGGGGAUAAUGUGAUGAUAAUAUGCCACGCUUUUACCGGGAGCGCAGACGUCGAAGACUGGUGGGGCCCAUUAGUUGGCCACGGCAAGGCUUUCGACCCUCAUCGUUUCUUUAUUUUCUGCGGAAAUGUACUCGGUUCGCCAUAUGGCUCUGCAUCUCCGCUCACCAUUGAUCCUGAAACCGGAGAGCCAUACGGCCCAGAAUUCCCCAUUACUACUAUUCGCGAUGAUGUUAGAAUCCACAAACUUGUGCUCGAUAAGUUAGGCGUUCGCUCUGUCGCGGUCGUCGUCGGCGGCAGCAUGGGAGGAAUGGCUGUACUAGAAUGGCCCCUCUGCACGCCUCCCGGUUUUGUCCGCAAUAUAAUCCCCAUCGCCACGUCGGCUCGACAUAGUGCUUGGUGCAUCUCAUGGGGCGAAGCCCAAAGGCAGAGUAUCUAUUCCGAUCCGCUAUAUGCGGACGGUUAUUACGCCGAACGUGGCCAGAAACCUACAAAUGGACUCGCGGCAGCACGCAUGGCAGCUCUCUUGACGUACCGUUCACGAGACUCGUUCGAAGGCCGUUUCGGCCGUCGACCGCAAUUAUCCAGAGCCAAGGAUGGCGCAAUCGAUCGGAAUUUAACGCCCCCAAGAACACCGGCCGAUGAGGCCCUUGCUUAUCACAAUGAUGGAAACAGGUCAGCAUCACGAAUCAAAGCGCGUUCGACCGAAAGCGUUUUGAACGCGUCUUAUCUCCGAUAUCAGGGCGACAAGUUCAACAAUCGUUUUGACGCAAACUGUUAUAUUCAUAUCACUCGCAAGCUGGACACGCACGAUGUAGGACGAGACCGGGGCAAAGAUGACGAGUCAGACAACGCUGCCCUGAUCAAUGCGCUUUCACAACUUCCCCGUGGUGCAUUGGUCAUCGGUAUUGAGAGCGAUGGCUUGUUCAUGCCUAGUGAGCAACGGGAGAUUGCUACACAUAUCCCAGAAGCUCGGCUUGUUCUUAUCCCAAGCAUAGAUGGUCACGAUGGCUUCCUCCUUGAGUUUGAGGUAAUCAACAAGUACAUCGUGGAGUUUUUAGAGGAAAAAUUGCCGAAUAUUUAUGAAGGAGAAGUCACGUCAUCAGCAGAGGGAGUUGGCGAAUUUGGCGUUAAGAAAACUAGCACAUUUGGAGAAGCUGAAGCUGAUGUAGAUGUCACAAGAUGGUAA